GCGGCGGAACCCGGAAGCGGGCGGUGUUUCUGCCAGAGCCGUUUCCUGCCCGGGACGCAGCGGCCAGGGCGGGAGCGGAGCCGAGCGCAGCCAUGGCUCACCAGACCGGCAUCCACGCCACCACAGAGUUAAAGGACUUUUUUGCCAAGGCCCGGAAUGGCUCGAUCCGUCUCAUCAAAGUCGUCAUUGAGGAUGAGCAGCUAGUGCUGGGAGCCUACAAAGAACUGUCUCGCCAUUGGGAUAAAGACUAUGACUCCUUCGUGCUGCCGCUGCUGGAUGAACAACAGCCAUGUUAUAUCCUCUACCGGCUGGACACCCAGAAUGCACAGGGCUUUGAGUGGCUCUUCAUCUCCUGGUCCCCUGACAGUUCUCCUGUUAGACUGAAGAUGCUGUAUGCAGCGACCCGAGCAACUGUGAAAAAAGAAUUUGGAGGAGGACACAUAAAGGAUGAGCUGUUUGGAACAGUUAAGGAAGACAUCUCACUAAGUGGCUACCAGAAGCAUGUGUCGUCCUGCUCUGCCCCAGCCCCGCUGACUGCAGCUGAACAGGAGCUCCAGCAAAUCCGCAUUAAUGAGGAUAAAGUUGCCCAGGUGAAGACUGAGAUCAGUGUGGAGAGUAAACACCAGACUCUGCAGGGCCUGGCUUUCCCACUGCAGCCUGAUGCGCAGCAGGCCAUCCAGUUGUUAAAGCAGAAGAAAAUCAAUUACAUCCAGCUGAAACUGGAUCUCGAGCGGGAGACUAUAGACCUGGUCCAUACAAAUGCCACGGAGCUAGCAGACCUCCCCAAAAGGAUCCCCCAGGACUCCGGUCGCUAUCAUUUCUUCCUGUACAAGCACUCUCAUGAGGGAGACUACCUGGAGUCUGUGGUGUUCAUCUAUUCCAUGCCUGGGUACAAGUGCGGCAUUAAGGAGCGUAUGCUGUACUCCAGCUGCAAGAGCCGGCUGCUCGACACUGUGGAGCAGGAGUUCUCCCUGGAGAUCAUAAAGAAGAUCGAGAUUGACGAUGGAGCAGAGCUGACUGCAGAGUUCCUGUAUGACGAGGUCCACCCCAAGCAGCACGCCUUCAAGCAGGCAUUCGCCAAGCCCAAGGGCCCCGUGGGGAAACGGGGACAGAAGCGACUGAUCAAAGGGCCGGGGGAGAACGGCGAGGACAGUUAGAUCCCAAAGGGCAGGAAGCCGGGUCAGGAAUAGGACUGUGAACUUCCGAUGGCACCCAGAAGGGCCGUGUCGACGGGAUCCACGUCUCCACUUCUGAGCCUGCCCGCUGAGCCCGGAGAGGCUUUCCCUCCCUCUCUUCUUUAGUAAAAUCAUUAACACCUGGCUUCAUUGGGGGGAGGGGGGGCCAAAGAAUCUGGGGCAGGGGAGGGAUCUGUGCGUGUUUUUAUUUUCUGUUCCCCCUCGCUCUUUUGUUGUGUAAUUCCUGAGCAGAAUGGUUGUUCUAGUCUGAAAUGAGAUUUAAACUGAUGCUCUUGCGACUUCACCUGCCUUGUGACCUGGUUUACCUGGUGCCUGCACUGACUGAAGGGCUCACUUACCAAUAAGCCGUGUUAUGCAGUGGCCUUAGAAUGAAAUCCUGGUUGGGGUUGAUCUGAUGGUGAAAACCAAAGGGUUUCCCCCUCCCCUUGAAUGUGUUGCUACAGACCUCUGCUAUCUGUGUCCAAGUCCCUAAAUCUUGACAACUCCCCUCUAUGGAACGGUCCCCUCAGCUGGUCAGUGCCCUGGUACAUACGUGCCAGAUGGCUGGCCCCCUUGGGGAGGCAGCCAGCUCUGCUGGUGUGUGGGAUCUGGGGAGCAUGGGGCAGGAAUGCUGCCCUGGCAUUCCCAGCCACAGCAGGGCAACUUCACCCUGAGGCUGGCAGGCUUGGCAUGAACGCACUCAAUGGGCAGGUGGUCUGUGAUCAGUGACCCCCCCCCACCUCCCCAAGAGCAAUGGCAUGCUGUCUAGGUGAGUGAAAGCCAGGCAGUUCCUCACCUCUGGGUGGAAAGGCAGUGGCUUUCGGAGAGCUGUUCUGUGUAUUUCACAGUCCAUGGUUUGGCUUGGAUUUGUGUAUCCAGGUAUGAAGGCUCCUCUAGUCACCUCCAUUUCCACCCAUUGGCUUCUCUGGCUUACAGAGCAGCCCAGGAGAAGCCCUAGGUCUGUGGCAUUGGAUUCUGAUCUACUAAAGGAAUUUCAAGCUGUAUCCUACCUGUGAUAUGUGAAAGGUUUGCUUCAUGACAGCUGAGUUGAGAGGACAAGGGAGGCUAGCCCUGAGCCAUCAACUCCUGCUGGCAGCUCUUCUUUGCCUGGGAUUUGAUCCUCUUGCAGCUCCAGCCAUCUCCCUAGAUCAUGGGUCCAGUGGAUCUGAACCCAGGCAGAUCCACUGGACCCAUGAUCUCCAGUAUCUGGCUCUGGGCUGCCUCACCAUACUGCAUUGGUGCAGGAACAUAUCUCAUGACACUCACUCCCAGCCCUACAGCUGCAUUAGCAUCCUGCCCUGACUCACCAAGAUCCACUCCUGAACCUCUGACACCCAUUCAGUCCUGAAUCCACCAUCCAAAGCCACAGGGACUUCUGAACGUAGGGUAGCAACUCACAGCCAACCAGGUGUACGUUGUGCGUCCCAGUCAAUCCAUAACAUCAUUCAUCCUCACACGAUUGUUUAACCCUUCAGUAUGCCCAGCAGUUGCAUCCCCAUCCUUCAUGCCAGCGCUGCACUCGUCUACCAGGGCAGUGCGGGUAGCCACUUAUAACUGUGGGCUACAGUACACGGUCACAUUGAUCAUUAACGGUGCAGCUUUGCUGGUUUGGGAGAACAUUAACAUUAGCAGGUUUAUCUGUUGCAUUCUGCACUCUGGUUAGCAGGUCUGUCGUUCACCCUGACCGGGAAUGCUUGGUGCCUGAAAGACUGUUGUAGAUCCACGUAAACCAGGUUGGGCAAAGAGAUGUCUAUGUAAGAAUGUUUCCCAGGGACACAGGCAAGAGCUGUGGCCCAUGAGGAAAGGUGAGGUGAGCUGUGGUGGUGAUGGGGAAGGAGCAUGUGCUGUCCAGGCCCACAUGCAUUAGAGCAUCAGGACCACUGCCGCGAAAGGGGGAGAGUUGUGGCUUGUGAAAAUCCACCUAGUAGAUGUUUGUUCCUGUGGGUCACAGUAUUUAAUGCACACAUCAUUCCAGCCCCUGGGCAGCCUCUGACUCGUCCGUUUGUACCACAUCUGAGGGGGCUCAGCCUUCUGUAUACAGUAGAACUGUGUGGUGUUCCAUUAGACUCGAAGCCAUUGUUUGUUUUGUUCUCUUGGCUGCCAUGGAAACUUUAAAGGAGGUGUCAGCCAGGUUGAUUUUCUGCAGCAGGGAUCAUCCCAAUCCUUGAGGAGGAAGAGUCUGGAUUGAGGUCAGCUCAUCCCUUCCAGGCAGGAAAUGGUGGUAACUUGGGUCUACAGUGCAAGACAAGGGAGGUGGUGAGGAAGGGAUUUUACCAGCUCCCGGCUCAGCCCAUCUGUCUCCUUGUUGCGAGGUUUUCAGCAGUCCUUUAGUCCCCAAGAGUUUGGCUGCUGGCCUUACCGCCUGGAACUGAUCAUGGCAGCGCUGGGGCAGCUGACUUCCUGAUGCCCAUCAGCAGGUUAGGGGUAAGUCUUGACCUGGCAGGAGACAUAAGCAGUCAUUGCCAGGGAUUUUAGGUUAGGGGCCUUGCUCAUCUUCCCUAGCAUAGACUAUCCAGCAGGUCCCAGUCUGAGCUGGGUUUUCACCUCCCUGGCUUUUCAGUCGAACUCUUUUGUUUCCUGCCAAUAGUAAUGGGAACUAGUCAGCGGGAUUCUCUUGUGACCAAACCAUGAAAUAUCCAGCCAUGUGGGGGAGGGGGGAGGGGAGUAUCCCUUUCUCCCUGCUCUCUAGAGGUCCAAUGGCUUUACAGACCUAGACACCUGCUUUCUUCGUGGAGUGAUGUAAUUGCAUCUUCUGUGGCACCUAUUCUAAUUGCACAGCCAUUGCUGACAUUUCUGGAUGUUGCUGAACUGUCCGUUCAUCUAUACCUUUGGGAAAGUUAUGUGAAAGGGUCCACAUACGGGGUGGGUAUCCUAUGCAUGCAAGGACCUAUUCGACCCAUGUUUUAUAUUGUGCUGUGGGACACUAACACCUGCUGGGGCAUCCCUGCCAUGGUGAGAUCCAGUGAAUAAGUGAUCUGUAUUAGUUCUGUCAAAGCAGAGGGUUAAUUUGUCAUGCUGGUGCCUCAUGUUAUCCCAUUCCAUCAGGAAUGUGCGCACAGUCCACUUUUCAGGAGUGUAUAAUAGGCCAGGACAGCAAGUGCUGGAACAGCUGUGUUAGGAGAGUUCUAGUCUCUUUCCCUGGGCGAGGAAUUGAUUUCCACAUCCUCAUCUGGGCAUAGAAGGUUCAUGGGAAGUGUUUGAUUACAUGCUUCUGGCCACCCUUGAUCCCAGGAAAAGACAUGGAGACCUGGUCAUCUUGUAGGCAUUAAGUAUCUGGGGUGGUGGUAGCUGUUGACCUAUUCACUGACUUGUCACCUAAGUCUCUUCCCCAUUUAGAAAAAAGUUAAUCCAUUUUAGAAAAGAGUCUACAAUGUAAACUAGGUCACUCAGACUGUCUCUAGACCAUAUGUUAUUUGGGCUCGUCAGUUAGUUUUGAUCCCACUGUUUUGCUCUAUUGAUGCAAAACAUCGGCAUAUAAUAAUGGCGAAGGUCCAGUUGAUACUCUUCUAAUACAUGAUCAAAUGUAGCUAUAGGACCUAU
Mauremys reevesii (Reeves's turtle) is the source of this 4715-nucleotide messenger RNA. RefSeq names its product twinfilin actin binding protein 2 (gene TWF2). Gene Ontology annotation, molecular function: actin monomer binding; actin filament binding. Gene Ontology annotation, biological process: barbed-end actin filament capping; regulation of lamellipodium assembly; actin filament depolymerization. Gene Ontology annotation, cellular component: actin filament; myofibril; cytoplasm. NCBI's taxonomy places the organism in Eukaryota, Metazoa, Chordata, Testudines, Geoemydidae. The record is from RefSeq and is a predicted model, not a curated record. The transcript has 10 exons. The coding region runs from base 93 to 1157 and encodes 354 amino acids.